ACCAAUUGCAGUCUUUAUAACGUUCUCGAAACUAGCCUACAUCAGAAGCUUAGGUAAAAGACAUCAUAGCUUUCUCAAACAGCGCUAGAGCACUGAAAAAUACCUUUUAUUGUUUCGUCGUGCACAUUUCCCCGGUAGCCUACAUUCAACUAUUUCAGUUGAUACAUAGUAUCAGCCCACAUCUAGAGAAGCUGCUUCUUAUUGGUUCAUAUAGCUGAAUUCCAGUAGAAAAAAAUGACUGAAGCGGAGGACCAUAGCACGAACCCUGCAAGGCACACGAAUGGGGAUGUGGUAGCAGAACCUUCGACCGUAGAAGAUGUUUUUGACGACACGUACAAAGAAAAAGAAGGCCCAAAGCCGCCGAAACAAGUAGUGUGGAAAAACGUUUUUUUAAUGACUUUACUGCAUAUAGGAGCUAUGUAUGGCUUGCUCCUUAUUCCAUCCGCUUCUAUUUUGACCUUGGCAUGGUCUGUAUUAUGCUUUUUGAUAAGUGCUUUAGGAGUGACUGCAGGGGCGCAUCGGCUUUGGAGUCACAGGUCCUACAAAGCCUCAUUACCCCUUCGAAUCUUCCUUGCCACAGCCAAUUCCAUGGCCUUUCAGAAUGAUAUAUACGAGUGGGCUCGAGACCACAGAGUUCACCACAAAUACUCAGAAACCGAUGCAGACCCUCACAACGCCGUCCGGGGAUUCUUCUUCUCUCACAUCGGCUGGCUCCUGGUGCGCAAGCACCCCGACGUCAUCGAGAAGGGUCGGAAACUCGAGCUCACCGACUUGAAAGCAGACAAAGUGGUCAUGUUUCAAAGAAAGUAUUACAAGCCCUCCAUCCUGCUCAUGUGCUUCUUCGUCCCCAUGUACGUGCCCUGGUACUUCUGGGGGGAGAGCCUGUGGACAGGCUACUUCGUCCCAGGCCUGCUGCGCUACACCAUGGUCCUGAACGCCACCUGGCUGGUGAACAGCGCCGCCCACAUGUGGGGAAACAGGCCGUACGACCACAACAUCAACCCCAGAGAGAACAAGUUUGUCACUUUCAGUGCCAUCGGAGAGGGAUUCCAUAACUACCACCACACGUUCCCCUACGACUAUGCAACGAGCGAGUUUGGCUGCAAGUUGAACCUCACCACCUGCUUCAUCGACUUCAUGUGUUACCUGGGCCUGGCAAAAGACUGCAAGAGGGUGUCACGAGACCUAGUCAUGGCUCGAGCGCAACGCACUGGAGACGGCAGCCACAGAAGUGGUUAAGAGGUUCCCAAAUUUCCACAAUUAAAACAAGCAAACCCAACAUCAGAAAUGAAUAAAAGGAAAACGCUCGCCGCUUUUUUAUUUUGGAGGGGGGGUUAUGCUUCUCUUGUGCCGCCACAGCUAUGGCAUCACACCCAAAUGUGAGAUGCUCCUGGGAUUCAUAUUAGCUUUAAGGGGACUAGAUCUUAUGUAACGUUGUAAAUUUAAAUUUCUUCUUCACUGCAGCAUUGGGAUUUGUGUGGUGUGAGGUGGUCGAUGAAAUCCACCAUUGGCUGGACUCUCCCUUGCCCUGUGUCAGGCUACAGUCUAUUCCCUGUACGUGGUCACUGCUGAGGGAUCUCAACAGCUCACGCACAGGACAGGUUGAACUGUCGUGUGCUCCUAACAUAUUGCACAGGACAGAUUAAACUGUCGUGUGCUCCUAGCAUAUUGCACAGGACAGGUUAAACUGUCGUGUGCUCCUAACAUAUUGCACAGGACAGGUUAAACUGUCGUGUGCUCCUAACAUAUUGCACAGGACUGGUUAAACUGUCGUGUGCUCCUAGCAUAUUGCACAGGACAGGUUAAACUGUCAUGUGCUCCUAGCAUAUUGCACAGGACAGGUUGAACUGUCGUGUGGUCCAAGCAUAUUGCACAGGACAGGUUAAACUGUCGUGUGCUCCUAGCAUAUUGCACAGGACAGGUUAAACUGUCGUGUGCUCCUAGCAUAUUGCACAGGACAGGUUAAACUGUCGUGUGCUCCUAGCAUAUUGCACAGGACAGGUUAAACUGUCGUGUGGUCCAAGCAUAUUGCACAGGACAGGUUAAACUGUCGUGUGGUCCAAGCAUAUUGUACAGGACAGGUUAAACUGUCGUGUGCUCCUAGCAUAUUGCACAGGACAGGUUAAACUGUCGUGUGCUCCUAACAUAUUGCACAGGACAGGUUAAACUGCUGUGUGCUCCGAUUAUAUUGCACAGGACAGGUUAAACUGCUGUGUGCUCCGAUUAUAUUGCACAGGCAGUCAAACCAGACUCUCAAGCUGCAGCCAACAUCAACGGAGAAAUGUAUCUUGAUAAGUGCAGACCUAUUUAUUAAUUAAUUGUGGCACUUGGAAUUUACAAUGUGCGGUGAAGCAGUCAGUUGUGUCCUUAGAUUUAUUUCAGCUUGGGUCGCAUACAGCUCAGUAGAGAGAGAUUUCUUUCUUACUUUUUGAGCGAUAAUAUUGGAACUUGAAGCAUCUAACAUUUCAGUAGUAAUCUCUCCACCAAAGCCGCCAAAAGUGGAGUUGGAAAAACAUUGAAAAUUAAUGUCAAAUCAAUGGAUUUAUUGAUAAAACUGCCGUCAGUCUCUUACUUGCCACAAGCAGCAGUUUUGCAUCGUCGGCAUAUUUAACAGCAGUGUUUGCCACAAACACCAUUAUCUACUCAUCCACCAGUAUUGUUCUAUAGAAAGCUUAAGCAGGGACAUUAUAAUAAAUCAAUAAUAAAGCGUACGAUGACAUAAUGGGACAUAAAUUGGACAGAGCAGGGACUUAGCACAUUUAAGUAGAGGGAACAUGACAAGCCCAAACCCUGCAGACAGCUUCAGGAGAUGCGUCAAAGUUGAAUGUGCCAUGCAAAUGACAAUUACUCUGGGUUAUUUUGAAGCUGAGGCCCACAUAUUUGAACUGUGAUACACAUUGGGCCCACCACACUCUGCUGUAUUGUAUAAAGGGAAACUUUAGUAGUAGUAUGUGAGGUCAUAAAAGCUCAUUGUAACAUGUGCAGUAGCCUCAGGUCAAAAUGGCUGUUCAGAUGGGUACAUAUGUCAUUCUUAUUUGCCAUCAUGUAAUUACACUAACACAACAAAGACAUGUAAUCUGCCUCAUAUGCAAUCUUUAAUUCAUUUAUGUAGUUAAACGUAAUUAUCUUUAAAAAGGUAGAAUUAAAGUAUUGAAACAAAGUAAAAGUUACCAAUGUGAUAAGCAAAGUGCAGUGUAGAAAGUCAUGCUGGACUUCCUCUCCACUGUUAGCUGAGCGAAAGCACUGCAUUGUAGAGCAAUGUCUAAACCAAGUUAGUGAAGGCUAGUCAGUGGUGAAGGUGGUGAUUGGAAAUGGCCAAAACGUUAUCCACCACCAGCAAAGUGGCUGAACAGUGAGAAGAGUGUGUUGUAUACUGUACAUCACAUUUCCUCCCAGAAUCUAUCGUUGUUGCAGUAUGUGCGGUUCCCAUAUGGUGAAUAGUGAGCUGAGUGUGUCUGAAGAUAUUCCUCUCUGGCUUCCCAGGCUAAAAAGUGAAAAAAUAAAUAUGGCUUCAAGUUUGAAAAAAACAUUAGACUAAUCAAAAGAUCCUUAGAAAAUGGUUAGCUGCAUGUUGUGUACCUGACUGUCUUGUUUGAAAAUGGCUGCCAGUCAAUUGGGACCUACUGAGAUCAGGGCAGUUGGAAGUUGUUGAAGUUAUGCCAAUAGAUGUCAGUGCAAGUACUGUGUUGAUGAAUAGGCCCAUAUCGCUUACAUAUUUAGGAAGCAACCUUCAAUUUUGGUCAAUUACUAUACACAUUAUUCACUGUGUUUUAGGUUUGCCAAGAUUCAAGCAAAUGAAGCAGUCUUAUAGUGAAGUGUGUGAAUUACUUAAAGCCUCACCCCCUCUCACUCUUAAAUUGUGCCACAACACAACUUGGGCAUACCAUUAUUAUAUUUCGCAAGUUGAAAUUUAUGUCGUUUCUGGUUCAAAGUAAUUAGCAUUUUAGGAAUAUGGGUGAUUUAUACAAACUGAAUGGCAAACGGAAAUGGCUCCAUCGGUCUAUGAUGCUGUCCAGUUUAAUGGGUCAGGCCCUUUAAACAUUGAAAGAGUAGUGAAGAUAAUAAGAGUGAUUAUAAUCUUUUUAUGUGGCUCUCAACAAUCUGUGUUCCAAUUUUAACAUAAUUGAACUGCAUGUCAAAAACAGCACCAUUUAAAAUUUUGAAGGGCUGGUUUAGAUGACUUUUCUUCAUAAAACAGUCCUGUGUUCUCAUGUUAUAUCGGAUAAAAAUACCUCUGACUGUGUAAAAUGGCAAAGGUGCCUGACCAAAUUGUUGCACAACAGUGCCAAUCGCACUAUAUUCAGCUUUUAUGGGAUUUAAAUUGUUUGCAAAUUACUGUACACAAACAAGAAUUGAUAUUUAUUAUUUUUAUUGUUAUUUAUUGCAGCUGCAGUUAAGAAAGUGAAUGGUUCAGGGAAAAUGUUUUUUUAAAGUUCUACCACUGGUUCUACUAUCUACUAAAGUUGGUUCUUCACUUGCAUCUAGCCCAUUUAACUGUUUGCUCUCAUACAUGAUCCAAGGGAAUUAGAAUGAAAGAGUACUUCUAGAUAUCUGAACUAAAUGAGUCAGGAAACAGUGCCCAAUGCCUUAUGACUUUAAUCCAUUCCGUAUUCUGCUUUCAGCUCCCAUCGAUGUUAUGAGACAGUUUAUAUAGUGGAAGUGGAAGCCAAAUAUGAGUUUAGUAGCAAACUGUAAAUAGCAGUGUGUUCAUUAGUCGAAAGAGGAGUGGAAUGUGUGAUUUCUGACCAGGGCCAAUUGUUUCAAAUGUAGAGAGAUGUGCCACCUUGGUAAUUAUAAAAAAAACAAAAAAAAACAGGCUUGGCAUUUUUGCCUGAAACCUGGAAACAAAAAGGCUCUUUAUUGUGUCUGUCUUAAUAACUGCAAGUGAGAGCUACAUUUAGCACUUACUAAAUUCCAAAAUGGCCACAUAACAUAUGUAUUUCCCUCAUGAUAUUCAGUUAUCUAAAAGAAACAUUUAUUUUCUGUUAUGUAGAGGGAACAAAAGAUGAUAAUUCCUAGCAUGUUAUAAUGUGUGUACUGUAGUUCUGAAGUACAAUUCAGAAGUAUUUUGAACUAAACAAACUUUUAAUUAAAUGAAUUACUGUUGGUCUACCUUUUGCAGUGCAUUUUUUCCAGUGUUAAAUUUUGAAUGCCUUAAGAAACCUUAUUGGCAUAUUUUGCAAGGAAUGUUUUAUGCACUGUAAAUUAAGCAUAUUUUCUACAAGGUGAAACAAGAUACUGUGUUUUUGUUCUUUUGUUAUAAUGCCACAGUAAUUUCCUUUCUUAAACAAAUAAAAAAGAAACUCUCUUCUUUGUCUAAUCUUUUCAAACAAAAAAGUAAAUAUAAAAUUAAUUUGAACAUAGUCAGGCUACAGAGUGGAGUAUUUUAACCAUAUCAGCAAACGGUUCUGCAAAAGAUCAGUUGAAUUCAGAAUUUCUUCCAUUUUUAAAGGAAACGUGUAGGCAUAUAGUUAGAUUACAUGAAUUGAUAGACAUUUUGAUCUUGGAUUUUCUUUUCUGUUUGGAAAUGUUUUAUUAUUAAGGUAGAAUCAUUCAUUGAGUAGCCAUUUGAGGAGGAUCCUCAAAAAAUCCAGAAACCCAGACAACAUUCAAGCUUUGAAAUUGAACAUAAACACAAAAUAAAUGUUUUGGAGGAGUGACAA
Molecule: messenger RNA, 5663 nt
Organism: Conger conger (European conger)
Lineage: Eukaryota; Metazoa; Chordata; Actinopteri; Anguilliformes; Congridae
Product: acyl-CoA desaturase-like
Exons: 6
Coding region: 235-1239 (334 amino acids)
Biological process (GO): unsaturated fatty acid biosynthetic process; response to fatty acid
Cellular component (GO): endoplasmic reticulum membrane
Molecular function (GO): iron ion binding; stearoyl-CoA 9-desaturase activity; palmitoyl-CoA 9-desaturase activity
Source: RefSeq, a predicted model, not a curated record